CCGGAUUACCACUCGAAUUCAUUUCGACAAGAACACCUCGAAUUCCGACAAGAACACAUCCGCCAAGAUCGAGACAUUGAACUCACUUGGAUCAACUAUUUGGUAAGGCAUCUAAGAUGUAUUUAUUUCAAUACAUACAGGUUUAGUAUGAGGGCAACACAACCUUAGGUUGGACUCUUAGUAAUGAUCAGACGGCGAAUAAUUUUGCAAAAGACCAUUCCCAGUUUGACACCAAACUAACCUUCAAUUGAAAGGGUUGACGCAGACAUGCCGAUUGUUACAUAAUAUGCCUUUCUGGCCCGCGAGCGGUAUUCCAUUCCUGCAGUUAUCUGACUGUCAUUUCACAUCAGUCUGUCGCAUUAGAGGAGCCGCUUUGCCGCUGAGUGCUUUCGGUCCGCUAGUUUCCUUCUGCAAUAACACGGUGCUAAAUUGGAAUGACCAUGCAAAAGGCAGAACGUCUAAGACCCCAAAGAGAACAGUUUAGAGCCGAUAAAGCCAUCUAGUAUAAAUAAAGUUGGUUAAGCUACUUUAAUGUUAGAACUAUUGAAACAAUCGGCAGUGUCCAACAGAGAGCUUUAGAUUUUACUACGAGAAUACGAGCUAGAUCUAAUAUGUUGUUGGCGUGUAUGCACUGAUUGUCCUGAUUUAUUGUGUGACUUAUCUUGAGUAAUUCCAACUUAAAAACCCUGACUCAUUUGGAUUCUCAUUUGGUGUGUUGGAGGCUAAUAAAUUCAAGCAUUGCAGAUUUGAAUGUCUGAUAAACAUGUCCGGGCCAUAGUAUUAUUUGACCUGACUGUACGCAUCAAUGAACAAGAACGCUUGUAAUCUCGUAAUCUCGUGUUUAUAAAUUAUCUAUAAACACUGCGAAAACCAAGCUGAUCCUUUUCAGAUCAAAAAAUAAGAAACCUAAAUGUGAUUUAAGAAUUUCUAUAAAUAGCGAAACUAUAAAACACGUAAAAAAACUACGUUUUUAGGGAUUGUUAUAGAUGAAUUUUUAUCAUGGUGCGAUCAUAUAGAUCUUAUUUCAAAAAAAAUUAUCAAAUGUACAGCUAUUAUAUCCAGAAUACGACAUUUUACAAACCUAAAUUCCUUAAAACUGAUCUAUUACACAUUGGUCUAUCCAUAUCUUAUAUACUGUAAUUUAGUUUGGGGUAACGCUUACAAAUCCCACAUUCAAAAAUUAGUAAAUAUCCAGAAAAAGAUAGUAAGAUUAAUGACCUUCAAAUCCUAUUUUGACCAUACUGAACCAAUUUUUAAUGACCUUAUUAAAAUACUAAACUUGUAUAAAUUGAAUGACUUCUUAACAAGUCUAUUUAUGUUCCGAUACUUUCAUCUACAAAAUCUUCCAGAAAUUUUUGAUAAAUAUUUUUUAACUAACAAAGAAAUCCAUAAUUACAACACAAGAAACGCAUCAUUGCUCCACAAAAGUUGUACUAGAACAAAUUAUAAAAAACACACGCUCGGUAAUAACGGCAUCGAUGUGUGGAAUAAUCUUCCGACGCAAUAUAAGCAAAUUAGAUCUCUUCCAAUAUUUAAAUCUACAAUGAAAAUAUAUUUUCUUCUGUCAAAUUUAAAUAAGUAGAAUUCUUGGCACAAAGUGAAAAGCCAAAUAAUUGUUAUAAUUGUUAAGCCAAAUGGUCUGAUCAUAUAUCUUUUACGCACUUUCCUUAUUGUAAAUAUAUCACCGUAAUUCCUUUGAAAACAAUUGGACUGGUAUUAACUUUUAAUAUUAUAUUUUUUGAAUUGUAACUAGGGACCUUAAACAAAAGCCUCAUGGUUUCUAGAAGGUUCCUAGCCCUACUAUUGUAAAUAUUUUCUAUUUAAAUUGUUAAUUUUAUAAACUGAUUUGGGCGAAUAUAUUAAAUAAAAAAAAAUUCUAAUAUAUUAACUCGUUGAUAGGGCCAGUGCAACUACCUGAAAAAUACGAGGAGAACCUCGACGUUUAGAGCGAAGGCCGGCCUUCGUCGGGACAUUAACUACAUGUAUGGUCGCAAUCUCGAAACCAAAAAGCCUCCACAGAGGAUUGUGGUCUCUGGUUUCGAGAUUGGUAUGGUCGGGAUUUAGUGGGGGCUCAUUCUCGUACCCAGAGGCCUUCUUACGCGCGGUGCGACGAGGGGCUCUGGCCAAAUCCAUAUUUCGAACUGGCAUCUGAUUGGCUAGUUAUAACACAGGAUAUUGUUUUCUUAUCAUGUUUUUACGGUAUCCGGUUAUGGAUUUGGCCAGAGCCCCUCGUCACACCGCGCGUAAGAAGGGCUCUGGGUACGAGAAUGGUGGGGGCUUUGGUGGAGGGCCCUUUACCAGGUUCGAAUUGCUAAUAGAUCAUAUUACUGUUGUUGUGCAUUAAAUAAAUGCAUAAAUUUUGCUUUAUGCACUCGCGUGUGCAGUAAUUUUGACAGUUAUGCUAUUUUAAAUUCCCAGGCGCCUUAAAUCUUUUGUCUUUAAAACAAUGUCGAUUUCUUGGGAAAUUCCGAGGUUGCGCUUUUUUUGAUACACCCUGUAUUCUGCCUCUGGGCCAUAACUCAUGCAUAAGUCCAAAUUUCGGUGAGUUGAAAUAAAAUAUUUCCAUCUUUACGUUUUUUAUGUUACAAUUUGGCCGCCCUAUAACCAACAUAUCGCUUCUUUGCAAUUCAAGAGAUCGUUUUUGUUGACGUGUAAAUAAUGCCGACAAAUUUAAAGAAAAAAGUCGCUGCACGGGAACAAAUUUCCUAGUGGGAAAUAAUUACCGCUGCGCAUUGAAGCAAAAAAGCUCUCAAUAGGCCCUUUCAAGGUUUAUUCCGCCAUAUUGCCGGGGGUGCAAAACAUUGGGGCGAGCGCGCGGCCAAGCCAUGGCUGGCAUAUAUUUUACUAAUGAGUGAGCGAUAAUUUUGUGUGGACGUUUUGUUGAUUUUCUCAUGCUAUGUUAAAAGAUAGUCCAAACUUUUGUAUUCUGACUGAUCUGUGUGAAUUUUCAAAGUACGGGUAAAGAUUUCAAUGGAAUCUGAUUGGGGGAAAUCCGUAAAUAUGCUGAUUUCUUCGACACCUUUCGGCGAGCUGUUUACAGUGGAUUCACGACAACGAAACGUCAAAAACAGGGCUUUUAUGUCUGUAUUUGUUCAAAAAAAAACAACAUUACAAAAGAAUCAUGUUUAAAAACAAUACAACAAAGCUGUCGGGAAAGAAGACGUCCAGGUGCGAGAGUAUAACCUGAUCCAAAGUCAAUCUCACCUUUAUAUCACAUGGAUAUAUUAGAGAUAAACUUAUAAAUGUAAGCGAAUUCAAAGGGUAUAUAUUGAGAGAUAUUGAGAGUUUGAGUUGUUUAUAUUUUAUGUUCUCAUAGAAGAUUAUAUUGCAAAUAUUCCUUUUACUUUGGCUAUUUAUGGCUACAAAGGAGAAGCUUGAAUACGAGGAUUUCGUUGGGUUGAGUCCGGUUGACAGAGUGGGAAAAGGUUGAACUUGUGGCAAGAGCAUUUAAAGCGUAUGAAUUGGGUGCUCCAAAGAAAUUUACACAGGAACAAAUUUUUGAUAGUAUUAAUUAAGAAGGAAUACCAACAAAGGCUACAAACUAAUGAUAUUAUUAAGAGCGAUCCUAACACUCUCUGCAAUGAAUAUUGAAAAGAUGACAUUCAAACAUGGCCACAUGUUGAUGAUGGAAUGGUACAUUCUACGAGUAAAUGCAGUGGAUUGGCAAAUACAAAGAUGAGAGGGCCUACUCAUAUUGGAUGAGUGGAUUUGUUGAUAUAAUUUAUGUUGCCAAAUGCACCAUUGACAAGACCAUGACAUUUUUUGUAAAGCUCAGUAUGUCCAUCACAAAGGAUUUGUGAUGACUCACAUAUAAAAGUGUGGAUGUGUGUCCUUGAACAGCUAGAACAGUUGAGGCAUGUAAUCAUGUACUUGUAGUCCUCUAUGUAUAAGAUCAACUAUGCUUACAACAAGCAAUAUAUUUCCCCUGCCUGUGUGCCUGUACCAGUGUUCCCCAAGGAUGGAACAAAGGAACAUGAAAAGAAGUAAAUCCAAGCAAGGUUAAAAAUUUAAUUUUUAGACCAAACACCUGGCUGUGAUUAAACAUUGAGGAAAGAAUUUGACCCCAGAAAACCUGAGGACAGAAAUAUUACCAAUAAAAGAGUUUCCUUAUCAUUUAUUUAUUUAGUUUUAAUUUUUCUCCCCUAUGUACAGUUCCAUAGACAAUAUUUACAUAUUUUUCCUUAUAUUAAUUUGGGCUAAAGACCUGCUAGAUACCUUGUCAGGCUUUUUGCUUUAGGCCCCUAGUGAUUAGUAAAGGUUUAUAGUUAACUGUUAGAUUUAUAAUAUCAGUAUUAUUCUAUUUUACAGUCAAAUCAGAGAAAGAAUUUUCAGAGUAAUAGAGGAACAAUAACAUGCAAAUAGAAUAAUAUGCAAAUAGAAUGUUUUCAUAAAAAAAUGCUGCUUAAUUUGUUUUUUGAAGAUGUAUUGAGAGUUUAUGUCUUUAUUUUUUUAUUCUAGUGAGUUCCAUACAUCAACUCCAUUAUUUAGAGAGAAUAUGUUUUACAUAAUUUGUUCUUUUAUACUACUUGUGAAGUUUUGAUGAGUUUCUUGUGCUACUUUGAUGAAUUUGAUUGAUAGUCACAAAAAAAUAUCAAAACUUCAGGCACCUUUUAAGAUUAUUGAACAGCAUUGUAGAUACUGUUCCUUCUGCUUGUGUUUUGCUCUCAUGCAGUUGGCUAUGGGGGUGGUUCUGACUAUGAGAACAACUGAAACUCUCAAUAUCUCUCAAUAUUAUACACCCAUUGGAUUCGCCUACUUUUAGAAGUUUAUCUCAUAUCUAAUUACUAAUAGUAUGUCAUAUAAUUAAAGGUGAGAUUGACAUCGGUGUCAUGUUACACUCUCGCACCUGGACGUCUUUCUUCUUUCCCGACAGCUUUGUUGUAUUGUUUUUAAACAUGAUUCUUUUGUAAUGUUGUUUUGUUUAAACAAACACAGACAUAAAAGCCCUGUUUUUGGCGUUUCGUUGUCGUGAAUCCACUGUAAACAGCUCGCCGAAAGGUGUCGAAGAAAUCAGCAUAUUUACGGAUUUCCCCCAAUCAGAUUCCAUUGAAAUCUUUACCAGUACUUUGAAAACACACACAGAUCAGCCAGAAUACAACAGUUUGGACUAUCUUUUAAUUUAGCAUGAGAAAAUCAACAAAAUGUCCACACAAAAUUAUCGCUCACUCAUUAGUAAAAUAUAUGCCAGCCAUGGCUUGGCCGCGUGCUCGCCCCAAUGUUUUGCACCCCCGGCAAUAUGGCGGAAUAAACCUUGAAAGGGCCUAUUGUUUUGUAAAAGACUAUGUAAUUAACUAAUUAUACUUCCCACGCAAUAAUUUACCACCGGCAGCCGGAUUACCACUCGAGUUCAUUUCGACAAGAACACCUCGAAUUCCGACAAGAACACAUCCGCCAAGAUCGAGACAUUGAACUCACUUGGAUCAACUAUUUGGUAAGGCAUCUAAGAUGUAUUUAUUUCAAUACAUACAGGUUUAGUAUGAGGGCAACACAACCUUAGGUUGGACUCUUAGUGAUGAUCAGACGGCGAAUAAUUUUGCAAAAGACCAUUCCCAGUUUGACACCAAACUAACCUUCAGUUGAAAGGGUUGACGCAGACAUGCCGAUUGUUACAUAAUAUGCCUUUCUGGCCCGCGAGCGAUAUUCCAUUCCUGCAGUUAUCUGACUGUCAUUUCACAUCAGUCUGUCGCAUUAGAGGAGCCGCUUUGCCGCUGAGUGCUUUCGGUCCGCUAGUUUCCUUCUGCAAUAACACGGUGCUAAAUUGGAAUGACCAUGCAGAAGGCAGAACGUCUAAGACCCCAAAGAGAACAGUUUAGAGCCGAUAAAGCCAUCUAGUAUAAAUAAAGUUGGUUAAGUUACUUUAAUGUUAGAACUAUUGAAACAAUCGGCAGUGUCCAACAGAGAGCUUUAGAUUUUACUACGAGAAUACGAGCUAGAUCUAAUAUGUUGUUGGCGUGUAUGCACUGAUUGUCCUGAUUUAUUGUGUGACUUAUCUUGAGUAAUUCCAACUUAAAAACCCUGACUCAUUUGGAUUCUCAUUUGGUGUGUUGGAGGCUAAUAAAUUCAAGCAUUGCAGAUUUGAAUGUCUGAUAAACAUGUCCGGGCCAUAGUAUUAUUUGACCUGACUGUACGCAUCAAUGAACAAGAACGCUUGUAAUCUCGUAAUCUCGUGUUUAUAAAUUAUCUAUAAACACUGCGAAAACCAAGCUGAUCUUUUCAGAUCAAAAAAUAAGAAACCUAAAUGUGAUUUAAGAAUUUCUAUAAAUAGCGAAACUAUAAAACACGUAAAAAAACUACGUUUUUAGGGAUUGUUAUAGGUGAAUUUUUAUCAUGGUGCGAUCAUAUAGAUCUUAUUUCAAAACAAUGUACAGCUAUUAUAUCCAGAAUACGACAUUUUAUAAACCUAAAUUCCUUAAAACUGAUCUAUUACGCAUUGGUCUAUCCAUAUCUUAUAUACUGUAAUUUAGUUUGGGGUAACGCUUACAAAUCCCACAUUCAAAAAUUAGUAAAUAUCCAGAAAAAGAUAGUAAGAUUAAUGACCUUCAAAUCCUAUUUUGACCAUACUGAACCAAUUUUUAAUGACCUUAUUAAAAUACUAAACUUGUAUAAAUUGAAUGACUUCUUAACAAGUCUAUUUAUGUUCCGAUACUUUCAUCUACAAAAUCUUCCAGAAAUUUUUGAUAAAUAUUUUUUAACUAACAAAGAAAUCCAUAAUUACAACACAAGAAACGCAUCAUUGCUCCACAAAAGUUGUACUAGAACAAAUUAUAAAAAACACACGCUCGGUAAUAACGGCAUCGAUGUGUGGAAUAAUCUUCCGACGCAAUAUAAGCAAAUUAGAUCUCUUCCAAUAUUUAAAUCUACAAUGAAAAUAUAUUAUAUUUUCUUCUGUCAAAUUUAAAUAAGUAGAAUUCUCGGCACAAAGUGAAAAGCCAAAUAAUUGUUAUAAUUGUUAAGCCAAAUAGUCUGAUCAUAUAUCUUUUACGCACUCACCUUAUUGUAAAUAUAUCACCGUAAUUCCUUUGAAAACAAUUGGAGUAUUAACUUUUAAUAUUAUAUUAUUUGAAUUGUAACUAGGGACCUUAAACAAAAGCCUUAUGGUUUCUUGAAGGUUCCUAGCCCUACUAUUGUAAAUAUUUUCUAUUUAAAUUGUUAAUUUUAUAAACUGAUUUGGGCGAAUAUAUUAAAUAAAAAAUAUUCGAAUAUAUUAACUCGUUGAUAGGGCCAGUGCAACUACCUGAACAAUACGAGGAGGACCUCGACGUGUAGAGCGAAGGCCGGCCUUCGUCGGGACAUUAACUACAUGUAUGGUCGCAAUCUCGAAACCAAAAAGCCUCCACAGAGGAUUGUGGUCUCUGGUUUCGCGAUUGGUAUGGUCGGGAUUUAGUGGGGGCUCAUUCUCGUACCCAGAGCCCUUCUUACCCGCGGUGCGACGAGGGGCUCUGGCCAAAUCCAUAUUUCGAACUGGCAUCUGAUUGGCUAGUUAUAACACAGGAUAUUGUUUUCUUACCAUGUUUUUACGGUAUCCGGUUAUGGAUUUGGCCAAAGCCCCUCGUCACACUGCGCGUAAGAAGGGUUCUGGGUACGAGAAUGGUGGGGGCUUUGGUGGAGGGCCCUUUACCAGGUUGCGAAAUCCCGCCAUCCAGACCACUUUUCACUUCAAACCCGGACCGUUAUCCCGCCAUGCCUCAUCACAAUUUCCCGCUCCCAACUUUUUUUCUAACACUUUUCAAAGUAUUAUGAUUUAGAUCAGGACAACGGAUAACCAGGUAUUCAAAGACAUGGUAACGACAUAGAAUACCAUUUGAAUACACUAGAAUACAAUACAACAAAGUUUAAAAUAAUAAAUGACUCUACAUUGCGACUCUUCUAAAAGCCGCAAUCAUGCGUGUAAAUCGAUAUCUGAUCCCGCUAAUCGUGAAUUACUUCCCGCAUAUCGCCAUGAUAUUUUUAUUUAAUCCCGCUUUCCGCGAUGGAACUGAAAAUUCCGCUUCCCGACCAAUAUUUCUCUUAAAAUCCCGAAUCCCACCUCAAUUUCGAGCCCCGUUUACACUACGCUCGAUUUUUGGUACCCGUACCACUUUUUUGGUUCUUGGACUACCUAUUUAGGUAGCUAAGAACCAAAAAAGUGGUACGGUAAGUAGUUUUAUCUGGCGAUAAAACAAAUAAUAGUUUUGUUUGUCGAAGCACCGCGUAAAUUUAUUACCGCAGUAAUAAAUAUACGUAGUGUUUCCACAAACAAACCUAUUAAAAGAUAAAUAGUCUAUAUAUAGUAAUAUAGGCUAAGUAAGUAACAUGAGCGUAAUAUUUGAUGUAAUCGGUCACUGAAAAGCCCCAAUGAUAUGUAAAGUAAUGUAAUGUAGUGGGAUCUUCGAAGGCCUUCGCUCGAAACGUCCGACCUUAUACUUCUCAGCUAGUUGUAUCUCUAUCAGCCGAAGUUCUGUUAUCAUUGGCACAAUACCUACACUAGCAAAAACCGUUCAACAUUAUAUUUCAUAGAACAUGUCAUACCAGAGUUACAAAACAUUCAAGGUGGAGCUAAAAGACGGUGUUGCCUGGGUUACAUUUGACUUCCCUCCCGUCAAUGUACAAGGCAAACCAAUGUUGGACGAUCUCAACCGCUUGGCUGAAGCUCUAGAAUCGGAUCGCGAGAUUAAAGUGGUUGUCUUUCAAUCAGCACAUCCCGACAUCUUCGUUUCUCACGCCGAUAUCGAUAUGCUUUGUGAAAUACCCGCUACAGAACGCAGUAGAUCUGAGCCAAUUUUGUACCUGCAGCAAGUUCUCCAGCGAAUCAGUUCGCUUCCUCAAGCCACCAUCGCGAAAGUCGAAGGAAUGGCCAGGGGAGGUGGUCAUGAAUUCAUGCUUGCAUGUGACAUGAGGUUUGCGGCACGUGGUAAAGCCGUGUUCAUGCAGAUGGAAGUUGGAAUGGGAAUUGUCCCUUGCGGAGGAGGUAUAUUAAUUGUAUUUUGUGCUUAUACAAUGAAUUUAUCCCCAGUUUUCCCCACAGUUCACCACUAUCACCGUCAGUAACUUCAAGAAUCAGUCUGUCAUUCUGUGUCUGCUAUGUUACACGACACAAUUUUUGCUGCAAUUUGCCGAGCAAUUUGCAACGCAAUUUUUGACAUAGAGCUAUCAUGUUAUAUCUGACAUAAAAGUGAUAAACCAGAACUGGCAGAUGCUCCAGUGGCGCAGCCGUCUGGGCAAGCGCCUUUCACCUCGGGUUCGAUUCAGUCGCCGUGGACUCGUGACACUUAUAUAUAAAGAGUUAUGUAAAGCAAAAGCUUGUUUUCCAUUAAGCCGGUUUUCCACUAGGCGGAAUUUUCCGCGCGGAGCGGAAUUUUUCUUUGUCUUGUGAUUUCUCGGGUGGAACUAAUUACGGAAAAGACAAAGAGAAAUUCAGCUCCGCGCGGAAAAUUCCGCCUAGUGGAAAACGGCCUUUAAGGCCCAUACAGACCGGACGCGAUUUGGCAACGCGACGCGAAUUUUCAUCUUUCACUUAAGCAAUUUUAGCUAUUUGGUCUGCUUAUCUUGUAAAAUUUUUAUCCGUUGACGGUUUUAUUUGUAUUUGAAAACUGAAAAUUCGCGUCGCGUUGCCAAUUCAUGUCCGGUCUGUUUGGGCCUUUAAGCCUGUUUUCCACUAGGCGGAAUUUUGCGCGCGGAGCGGAAUUUUUCUUUGUCUUGUGAUUUCUCGGGUGGAACUAAUUAGAAAAGACAAAGAAAAAUUCCGCUCCGCGCGCAAAAUUCCGCCUAGUGGAAAACGACCUUUACUCUUUAGGCUGAAUUUUGCGCGCGGAGCGGAAUUUUUCUUUGCAAGUCUUGUGAUUUCUCGGGUGGAACUAAUUAGAAAAGAUAAAUAAAAAUUCCGCUCCGCGCGCAAAAUUCCGGAAAUAAUGGAAAACUUCAAUUCAAUUCAAUUUAUUAUGUCAAACUAAUUUACAAAAUCAAUAAAGGCUUAGCCAGCUCAUUCUCAUUCCACGUUCUGCUUAAUUGCGACAUUGUCGCAAUCUCGUUCCCCGAGCAUGCCCGUUCGCAGGCUAAGGGUGGGCAUAGCUCUGGAGAAAUCGAAUUGUUCACGUUGAAUUUCCAACGUGAGUUCUACGCAUGCUCGGCAAUGUUGCAAAAUAUAAAUAAAGUAUUUAGAAUUUCGCGUCGAAAAUUUGAUACAUUUUACACUUAAAUCGAAUUGAAAACAACUAAAAAUUCUGGGGGAAAUAUGAGUACGAAAGCUUCGGUUGGAUAGAGAUACAACUACCUGAAAAAUACAAGGAGAACAUCGACGUUUGAAGCGAAGGCGCUUCGAUUUGUACUGUUUAUGUUUGUAUACAUCGUACUUGACCUUUGCUGAUAAAUAUAAUUUCCUCAACAAUAAGUAUUAUAUAUUUUUAUGCUUUAAAAUUUACACUAACUCUCCUGUCAGAAUUUAUGGUAUGCGUAGUGUUACAUAUGACAGUAUAUAAAAGGUCAAGUACGAUGUAUACAAACACUAACAGUACAAGUCGAAGCGCCUUCGCUUGAAACGUCGAAGUUCUCCUUGUAUUUUUCAGGUAGUCGUAUCCCUAUCAAUCCGAAGCUUUCGUACAUAUUUCCUCCAGAAUUUCUAGUUGUUUUCAAUUCGAUUUCAGUGUAAAUAAAAGUAAAGUGUAACGAGAAAUUCCAAAUACUUUGUUUAUAUUUUGCUGCAAUUGCCAAGCAUGCGUAGAACUCACGUUGGAAAUCCAACGUACUUAUCUGCCGUUAGCCAAUCACAGGCCUGAAUCAAUUCGAUUUCUCCAGAGCUAUGCCCACCCUUAACCUGCGAACGGGCAUGCUCGGGGAACGAGAUUGACAUUGUCGUUGAGACGUAAAUACCUAAUCAAUUUGUCAUUGCCAGGCACACAACGUCUCGCCCGUCAAGUUGGAAUGGGUCGUGCAAUGGAGAUAAUUCUCGCAGCUCACGAUUUUGAUGCUGAUUUAGCGGAGAGAUAUGGCUCCAUUAACCGCGCUCUAAAUCCAGACGAGAUCGGACCAUUUGUUGAAGAACUCGCCAACCGUAUCGCCAAGUUUCCGGCUGGAUCAAUCACCGCGUGCAAAAGAUGUGUCAUUAAG
This is a messenger RNA of Paramuricea clavata, 11082 nucleotides long. NCBI's taxonomy places the organism in Eukaryota, Metazoa, Cnidaria, Anthozoa, Malacalcyonacea, Plexauridae. The record is from the annotation of a GenBank genome assembly.